AUUAUGCCGUGCGUUGUUUCGACCUGUGGUACAACGGAAGGAAGCUUCAAACUUUUUCCCCGCCAUGGAUCACUUUCGAGACGAUGGCAUCAAGCAAUUCAGGUUGGUUCUGGGUUGGAAUUGGAAAUCAGCGAUGAACAGGAACUGUUCAAGUAUGAAAUUUGUGAGCGGCACUUCGUCACCGGUUUGGAACAGUCGAAGCCGGACGAAUUUUACUACCAAGAACCAACUCUAUUUACCCAUUGUGAUAAAGGUUGUGUGGAAGUAGGAAGCUGCCGGCUGUGUUUGAACUUUCAUUUUACGGAAGAGAUGGCUUCGAUAGCCGAUAUCCUGGGGGAAAAUUCCAUCGCUGCUAGCGUUGCUGAAGCACUGAACAUAACCCUUCGAGACGAGGACUUUCUGCCUCUAAUCUGUAUGCAAUGCCUGGCACGCGUUGAGAUUCUGCUGGCAAUACGUACGAUGUUUCUCAAAGCCGAGAGAGAGUUUACAGCUUUGAUCGAAAUUGCCCAGACGAGCGCUUUAGAAAUUCAUAAUAAUUUCACCUUGGAGCAUCCCCCCGUCGAUGCUUUUAUAGAAGAAGAACUCACAAUGUUGGAUUCCAAAAGCGAUACAGAACAAAAUUUGAAGUCACAGGCACAUGAAUUGGCAAUGACCUUUCUAGGGAGUCCACUUAAAAAGGAGAAAGAUCAGGGUAAAAAGUGCUACAUUUGUAUGACGGUAUUUCCUAAUACCAGCGUUCUACUGUCGCAUUUAACGAAGCUCCACGCCACCAGAAAUGGAUACCGCUGCAAUGAAUGUAUGUUGGAUUUUUCUCAUGUGAUUGCAUUGAACCGGCAUCUCAGCUGGCACCAGUGGUCAGAACGAGCGAACAAGUGCAGCAUUUGUGCGGCUAAAUUUUCCUCAGUCUUACACGUAAAAGUUCACGAAUACAAAGCCCACGGGAUCGCAAACAGUCGCAAAGUUAACAAAUCUUGGCCGACCGUGAACCCGUGUAAUGUUUGUAGUAAGGUUUUUAAAUGUCCUAGCAAACUGAAUCAACAUAUCAAAGUGAAGCACGAGCAUUACAAAGCACCUACUUGUGAUAUUUGCGACAGAACAUUUACUGCCACGUCUAGCCUAGAGCGGCACAUGCUAGUGCAUACCAACGAAAAACCGUACAACUGUGACAAGUGCGACGCUUGCUUUCGGCGAGUUCUCGAGCUGCGCAAUCACAUCACCAUGGUUCACGAGGGCAUUAACCCGCAUGUCUGCCAGGAAUGUCGUGCAUCGUUCAAAAAUUACCACGCACUCUACAUCCACAGGCAGACGGUGCAUCGCAACAAACCUGCACCGGUGGUACAAUUUAAACCAUACCACCUAACUUGCAAACUCUGCAAACGACAACAUAAUAAAUCAAACGAAUUGAUUGACCACAUUCGGGAGGACCAUACCGAGGAGGUUUACCCGUACGUGCAGUGUCCCGAUUGCCCGCGAACCUUCCUUAGUCAGCAGCAUCUCAGUCACCACAAAGAAGUCCACACCGAUAAGUAUGCCUGCAGUUACUGUGGCCUCCGCAAUCCAACGAUCCAGCGUUUGCAGAAUCACGUGGAAAACAAGCACAGUGAGGUGCGCAAGUAUGACUGCCGUGUGUGUAUAAAUAAAUCGUACAAAACUAAGGCCGCCCUGCGGAAGCACGUCCUCAUGCAUACGCACGGCAAGCAGUUUCAGUGCGACAUAUGCCAGAAGACGUUUAUGCGCAAGGAUCAGAUGGUUAUCCAUCGACGAAUCCAUACCGGCGAGAAGCCCUUCCAAUGUGAAACCUGCCUGAAACGAUUCAGCGACGAUGCGACCUUUAGUAAGCACAAAAAACGGUGCUGGCCCCUACCGGUUAGUAUCGACGAAGAUUUGAACAGUCUGUUUCUGGAGUACUAGAAGCAGUGUAGGUAAAUUUAUGAGGUUCAUUAUUCCGAAAUUAUUUUCUUGGCAUUCGUACUCAGUAGUGAUGUUUGUUGAAUCGAUGAACAUUAGAAUAUGUGCUGCAAUCAA
Messenger RNA from Wyeomyia smithii (pitcher-plant mosquito), 2025 nucleotides. RefSeq names its product zinc finger protein 624-like. Gene Ontology annotation, cellular component: nucleus. NCBI's taxonomy places the organism in Eukaryota, Metazoa, Arthropoda, Insecta, Diptera, Culicidae. Gene Ontology annotation, biological process: regulation of transcription by RNA polymerase II. Gene Ontology annotation, molecular function: RNA polymerase II transcription regulatory region sequence-specific DNA binding; DNA-binding transcription factor activity, RNA polymerase II-specific; zinc ion binding. The transcript is spliced from 3 exons. The coding region runs from base 4 to 1911 and encodes 635 amino acids. The record is from RefSeq and is a predicted model, not a curated record.